This is a messenger RNA of Beta vulgaris subsp. vulgaris (sugar beet), 1020 nucleotides long. Its product is annotated as CBS domain-containing protein CBSCBSPB1-like. The transcript has 3 exons. Lineage: Eukaryota; Viridiplantae; Streptophyta; Magnoliopsida; Caryophyllales; Amaranthaceae. The coding region runs from base 422 to 775 and encodes 117 amino acids. The record is from RefSeq and is a predicted model, not a curated record.
UUUGGCUUGAUGGUGGCAGUCAGAAUACAAACCCACUUGAUUGUUUUCAAUGAGGUAUUGUUAGUUAGUAAAUGGAAGUGCUGUUGUCUAAGGUGAUGGGUUCAUAAUUGCAUUGUCUUUUUUUUUACGAAAAAGCUGGACACAUACAUAUAAAUUCCAUGCAUAUCCUAGCUAAUUACAAAAGAGAAGAAGAAGAAGAUGCUUACUUUCUCUAUCCAAGUUUAUGGCAUUUUCUAUAUAAAUUAUGGAUUUUUUAAUGAACUUGAUUUUAAUCUGUAUAUGUGAAUGAGUCAACCUUUCUACGCAACAGUGUUUUGAUGUGCAUGGAGGAGCAUCUGGUGCUGAUGCUUCAUUGAUUGUUCAUGUUUACUGAAUGACUUGUUCCUCUUUCUUUGUUUAUUAGGUUGGUAAUACUGGUGCUAUGAAUAACGAGGCUACUACAAAUAUGAUGCAAAAAUUUUGGGAACAAUUGGGGCCUGCAGAUGAUGAUGAAGAUACACGGAGCUCUACAUUUAAUCUCAGCGAGGGAUCCCUAAAAAUGGCAUCUGAAAGUGGCGAUACAACAAAAUCUUAUCUCACUUUGUCAGUGCAACCAAUUAGUUUUUCCUUCAAAAUCGAAGACAAGAGAGGCGGGAUGCACCGGUUUAUCUGUGGAGGGAGAAUGGAACAAGUCCAACAACUUCUUGUUUUGCCGUCAUUUUAUGAUUAUACUUGUGAAUGCAGACACUCAAAAUUUGACAGAUCUCAUUACUUGUAUACUUCAAAGAGUUGGUGAUGAUAUUGAUCGUAACCAUCUACCGAUGAUUUUGGUAAGAUUAGAUAUUAUUUGUAUACCAGUUGGGUUUCUUAGUAAGGAUUCCAUGAUUUUCAUGAUUUUGAACAAAAAUAUUAGAAAUGAAACUUUUAUCUACAUCUUUGUAUACCAGUUGAACAAAAAUAUUAGAAAUGUUAAUUGUUAUUUAUUUGUACUAUAUCUUGUAUUUAUGAACAAAAAUAUUAGAAAUGAAACUUUUAUCUACA